GGACACAGGGCGGGCCUACACCUACCCCUCCAAAUAAAACGGCCCGGGAGGAUGUCUGCCGUGCUGGAGCAGCGCGUCCCGAGCAGCCGCCAGUCCUCGUCCACACGCUGCGGUUGACAGAAACAUGGCAAAGUGCGGUAAUAAGAAGACCAUCAUCCUCGGGGUGGUCGGCCUGCUGCUGGUGGCGUUUGGGGUCGUGCUGGUAUUUAUGGUGCCCGUUAUUAUGAAGCAACAAGUGGAGAAGAAUGUCCGUAUAGACCCCAGUAGUGGCUUUGCUUAUGAAAUGUGGAGGGAUCUCCCAGUGCCUUUCUUUAUGUCGAUCUAUCUUUUUAACGUUGUGAACCCUAAAGAAGUUUUACUGGGAGAGAAGCCAAGACUUGAAGAACGUGGGCCUUAUGUUUAUAGAGAGCGCAAACAGAAGACAAAUAUAACAUUUCAUGAAAAUGGAACCGUAUCGUUUGUGGAACUGAGGACCCUUCACUUUGAUCGGGAAAAGUCUAUUGGCAGUGAAAAUGAUACUAUAUGUAUCCCAAAUAUUAUAGUUCUGAUUUCUUCAAUGAUGACGAAGGAUAGGUCAUCUUUUGUUAGAUUUAUCCUUAAUGCUGCAUUUAUAGGAUUCGAACAAGGGGCAUUUAUGAACCGUACAGUAAAUGAAAUAUUAUGGGGCUAUAGUGACCCAUUCCUGGAUUUUGUAGCUACGAUUGUUCCUAAUGCUUUACCCUUUAAAGGAAAGUUUGGAUUGUUUGCAGAUUUCAAUAAUUCAAACUCGGGUGUUUUUACAGUGGACACUGGGGUAAACGAUAUCAGCAAGGUCCAAAUGGUCGAAACGUGGAAUGGGCUCAAAGAGGUUACUUUCUGGAAUUCUGAGGAGGCCAAUAUGAUUAAUGGAACGGCUGGUCAGAUGUGGCCCCCAUUUCGGACACCAUCCCAGCCUUUAGAAUUUUACAGCCCAGAUGCUUGCAGAUCCUUGAGUUUGGUGUAUGAAAAAGAGGAAUCCUAUCGUGGUAUACCAACCUACCGAUACACUGCUCCAAGUUAUCUUUUUGCCAAUGGGUCAGACUAUCCUCCAAAUGAGGGGUUUUGCCCGUGUGUUGCAUCUGGAGUGAUGAACGUUAGUUCCUGUCGGUUAAAUGCCCCUCUCUUCUUGUCAUUUCCCCAUUUUUACAAUGCAGACCCUGUAUUUGUGAAUGCUGUGGACGGUUUACACCCUAGUGAAGAGGAGCACUCCCUAUUCUUGGACCUCCAUCCUCUUACAGGGAUCCCAAUGAAUUGUUCAAUAAAGAUGCAGCUCAGCUUGUUUACUAAUGCUGUCAGUGGUAUUACGGUACUUGGGGAGAUAAAGCCUGUCAUCUUACCGAUCCUGUGGUUUUCAGAGAGUGGAUAUCUUGAUGGUCCAGUCUAUAAUACCUAUUAUAACACCCUGGUCAUGCUUCCCACUGUACUAGACUACCUGCAGUAUGUAUUCAUUGCCCUGGGUCUCUGUUUUAUACUGGUUGCUUCAGUUCUUCCCUUUGUAAACCAGGAAAAAUGCUGCUUAUUUUGGACUAGUAGUAAAAAGUUUGAUGAGAAUAAUGAUCUCACCAAAGCCCAGAAAGAAAAGUUGACUGGUUCUAAUGGAAUUGUGCUACUGGAAGCCAAAUUAUAGAAAUGGGAGAACCUCUUGCAAGACACAGGUGAAACAACUGGAGCAGAUCAAUGUUCUUAUGAUACAAAGCUUCUUGAAGAUCCAGAAUAUGAUUCUCCUCAAACAUGAUAAAUCGCAAUACCCACUCUAAUGGGCCCACUCACAUGUCUGUCGUUAACAGAUAGAACUAUCACGGUUUUUGUUUUGUCUGGGUUAAGCAAUAUCUGGUACCCACCAACAGAGAAGCCAUACUAUCUCUGCUGCGAUCCAUCAAUUAGAGACUGAAAUCAGAUCUCAAUGAGGGGCUUCUACACAUUCCUUAGCAUAAUAUAGAGGUUAUAACUACACAGGUAUCUGGGGGGUACUCAUGACUUCAAAUCUACAGCUCUCCCAUCCUUGUUUUGGCCAAAGAACCAAUGUCCGACAGGGUCUUGGCAUCUGUAAGAGAUUCAGCUUAAAAAAUAUAUUUUCAGGAACAAAAAACUGUUUAAAGCACAUAAUGAAGGUACUACUUAAAAGGGCCUGGUAUAUGUAUAGUUCUGCAGCUAAUGUCAUGCAGAAAAUAUGCAGUUUCCGGUGCAGUAAUUUCAUAGAAAUGAAUGGAAUGCACAAGAAUCUGUGGUUUCUUCUGCUUAUUAAAUGUUUGCCAUGUGAUCAGGUCACUCAAAAGCAAAAUCUUGCUUUUCAUGGCUUAAAUUGUAGCAGCAUUAAUAUGCAUGGCUAAUGGUCACACCAAAGUGCCAGUGUAGUAGCUGUAUGCUAUAUUUAUGCUGAAACAGGACACAAUACUUACUGGGAAGAAAAAUCUUUAGAACAUUUCAUUUUGUUCAGUAUUAAGGCUACUCAUUGUUUUUGCAAUGUCCUUCUGAGAUAUACUUUUGGGAGGAUUUCCCUAUAAAUACAACCUGUGGAUGCCACUGAAUAGGCAUCCAGUGGCACCAAUCGGCUUAGUCUGCUGCACUGUUCCACAUACCGAAAGUUAUAAUGACAUAUUCCAGCUUGUUGGAGAACGAAGGACACUCUUGUUGUCUCCAUUGGGUUAACAGGGAAAGCUUCCAGCAUACAAUUCAAUUUUACACUGCAAAGGCAGUGUGAAAAUAGCCUUAGUGAGUCUUAGUAUUUACUCCUGUAUGUUAUUGCAGCCUUCAUUUUUAAGAAUUUAAUCUAUCCGUAUAGAAACCCCUCUAGACAUUAUGUAAUCACAUUACUGAUCUCCAAGUCGCAGCAUAAUGUUUAAAGCUCUGUGUUACACAGUUCAUCACCCUUUAAAAAUCCAAGUUGUGUUAUGUUUACUAAGUACUUUUCAGCAGGAUAAUCCUGCGCUUUUUCUCACAUUAGUUGUCUUCUGAGGUUACAUGGUUGAUACAGGUCCAGGAUGAUGAUGAUGAUUUUAAAUGCAAUCCAUGUUUGUCACAGCUCUGCUCCUCUACUAAAGUUUUGCACUGAACGUCUCAAGCAAUAAUUUAAGCCACAGACAUCUCAGGGUAAUGUUUGUCACAACAUAAGGGUGCUUUCACACCUCUGCAUUGAUGUAUAAGAAAGUGUCUUUCUUGUCUCUGAAAGGAUACUUGUUUUUGGUGGGAAAUAUGAAAUUCUCAUGCUGACUGCUAAUACAGAAGUGUGAAUGCAGCCUAACUAACCAGCAUGCCAUAAUUUUACUGUGUCCAUAACACUGUACAAGGGUGAUAAUCCCAAGAUCUAACGUGGUCUCGGGGAUUGACUUGGGUUCUUUGGUCACUCUUGAGAAUUAUUAUAAUAUUACAGUAGUCUCUUUGGAACAAUUAUCAACCUAGGUGUUUUUGCACAGAAGUGUUACAAUACACCCCAAAAAAUUAUUUUUUUUUUUAAUUAAAUGGAAUCCUGGUGCCUUAUUUUUAUAUCAUUGUGAAAAGUAAUUUAUAAAAUAGCUUAAAUGUAAAUUAUAUUGAUGUAAUUCAUACAUUUGUAUAUGUGACUGAAUAUGAAAUGUGUACAAAUCUAUUUUAUAGCAUAACAUGUAUCCACUUUUAUAUAGGAGAUUUAUCUUUACAAUUACUGGGCUUUCUUCACUAACACUAAAUGUAUUGUAUACUGACAUUUGGUUCCUGUAUUAAGAUGACAGGUGCAGGUUUUAAGAGCAAUACAUUGAGCAUCACCUCUGAAAAGGUGUAUUUUAAGUAAUUCACACCAACCCCAAACUGUAGCUCACUAAGUCAAGUGUGGAUUACAGGGGGGGAAAAAAAUCCUCUUGAUUGACAGAUCCGGUUGGGAAAUAUUCCAUACCUGUGGAUUGGGUUAUUUUAAAAUUCCAUACUUUAUGUAACAGAAAAACAAGCAGCAUGUUGAUAAAAAUCACAGAUUUUAACUGUGGAUUUCACUUCUUAUAUUUGCAAUGCUACCAUACAUUUUACCCCUAUAAAUUUGUGUGGAACGCAUAGACUUUUCCCAAAAUCUGCAGCAAGGACUGGAUCCUGAUGAUAGAAAAUGUAUACUUGUUCUACACUUGAAUGGAGGAAAAAAAUAAUAAAUAAAUAUUACAUCUGCACUGUGUGAACCUGACCUAAUCCAGAGAAACAGCCCUUUAAAACCUGCACCAACUCUCUCUACUGCUAAGUUAUUCAGUACCAUGUCAAACCUUGUUGAAAGCUGCUGUGUCUUAACCUUGUUUAACUCUUCUCCAGGAGGUGCUGUUUUCCUUACUGCAGUCCUAUAGUGUAACUAACUUUUUUUAUUUUAUUAUUAUUUCUGGAUUCACAUCACAGUGUAAAUUGCCGUUAAAGAAUUGGAAAAAAAAAUAUAUAAAGUCCUAACUUUGUUACA
Molecule: messenger RNA, 4423 nt
Organism: Hyla sarda
Lineage: Eukaryota; Metazoa; Chordata; Amphibia; Anura; Hylidae
Gene: SCARB1
Product: scavenger receptor class B member 1
Exons: 13
Coding region: 125-1645 (506 amino acids)
Biological process (GO): cholesterol import; cholesterol efflux; recognition of apoptotic cell
Cellular component (GO): cytoplasm; caveola
Molecular function (GO): scavenger receptor activity; lipid binding; low-density lipoprotein particle binding
Source: RefSeq, a predicted model, not a curated record